AUGACCCCUUCUCCUAAGAGUGUUUGUUGUUACUGAGGCCAAGUGCUCAAAAUGAGAGGGGAUGCUUGGUAGGAUUUUUGUUUAAAAUGUAUUUAUUCACUUUCUAUACCACCCUUCCAAAAAUGGCUCAGGGCAGGUUUACACAGGGAAAUAAUAAAUAAAUAAGAUGGCUCCCUGUCCCCAAAGGGCUCACAAUCUAAAAAGAAACAUAAGAUGGAGCUACUGUGCUGAGGCUGGAUAGGGCCAGUUACUUUCCUCCUGCUCAAUAAAGAGAAUCACCACGUUAAAAAGUGCCUCUUUGCCAAGUUAGCAGGGGUUAUUUCAUAUAUUUAUUUUUUCAUUCAAUUUUUAUACACUCACUGUGUCUCCAUGAGGUUUUCCAAAAAAUUAAAAACUACUCUUAAAGACUUAACGUGAUUAAAAGUGUUAAAACAAUCCAAUUGAUAGCAAUGGAUUAUUUUCAGCCAGGAAGUAAAGGCUUAACUUACUUUUUGGAGGUAACAUAAGCUGGGGUGUGUGUUGCCUGGCAAGCAACCUUGGACAUGCUAAUCAAUUCUUGCAUUCCAGCAGGCUGACUUCCUCUAUCCCAGCACAUCUAGCUUAGCUGUCUCAUCCAGCACGAUUAGGUUUCACUACAUUUUUCUGUCUGGAUUUUUCAGAACCAGCUCUGCUAACAUCACCCACCAUCUUAUAGGAAGCUGCCUUAUCCCAGAUCAGACCAUUUAGCUCACUGUUGUGGUGUAGUGGUUAGAGUGCUGGACUAGGGCCGGGGAGACCCGAGUUCAAAUCCCCAUUCAGCCAUGAAACUAGCUGGGUUACUCUGGGCCAGUCACUUCUCUCUCAGCCUAGCCUACUUCACAGGGUUGAUGUGAGGAGAAACCUAAGUAUAUAGUACACCGCUCUGGGCUCCUUGGAGGAAGAGCGGGAUAUAAAUGUAAAAAUAAAAAUAAUAAAUAAAAUAAAUAGAGCCUGGUCUUGAGGAGGGCCUCUAAUGUGAAGAGAGAGAGAACAAGGGCAGCCCUGAUGUGUACUGCUUGUAGAAGGGUUUUUUGGGGUUUGUUUUUUUGCAUGACGCUGUUUCCCAUACAUGGCAGAGUCCAACUGGGAACCAGAAAUGCCUUUCAACAUAAUAACUUCAGAUCAGGUGUAUAUAGUAAAUCUGGGCAGCAAUAAUCAGAUUGUCUCUCUUUCCUUUUCCUUUUCUCUCUCUAAUGUUUCUUUGCCUUCUUCCUUGUAGCUUUAGGCCUCACCAGGCAAUAGCAUGAGUGAUUCUUGCCUCUGGGGACUCUUGAUGGAGGUACAUGGGGAGCAGGGGGGUCCCAAGUCCUCUCUCCAGCCCUCUUGUAGCCUUGUCUGCCCUGCAGCAGCCACAGAAGAACGAUGCAUCCCAAGCAGCACGGCCACUGCAAUGCUCCCUAUCAAUCAGUCCCCCCCUCUAUAGGAUGAGGAGCCUGGAAGUGGCUGGAGCCAUUUUGCAGGGCGCUGUUGGCAGGGCUACAGAUGUGCUUGGUGGUCUCCCAGAUGUCACCCAUUGGAGGCAGCCAGCAGAAAGCAGAGCCCGAGCUUCUUCCUCGCACCUGAAGGGCUGCCUCACUCCUCUCCCCCAGCCCCUUCUCAUGAGGUGCAGUGCCUGUGGUACCACUGCCACCCUAUGUGGGAAGGCAAAGGUUCCAAAACACAGGGGAGGAAGCAUUCCCGUUUCACGGCAAAGGCACUCUGUUCAUGUCCUGGGAGAGCGUUGCACUCGGGUCCUUUUCAAGAAACCUGCUUUCUUCUAUAAGAAUUCUGCCCAAGCUCUGAGGCACACAGCCUGGGUGGGGGGGAUAGCUCUCUGAGCAUGUGCAGAAUCCCUUUCUAAAGUCACAAGUGCCAGGAGCUGGGACUGCCCGAAGAGUUAAUUGGCUGUGCUGUGGGAAGAGGGGCUUCUGGCUGGUGGGCUGUAAAGCUUCACAGGGGGAGGGCCUGGACUGUAGAGUUUUCUAGAAGACAGUCGCAUUCGUGAUCAGUGUCCUUUGCCAUUUACUACACCAGUGUUUUAAAUAUGAGGUAAUGAAUGACCUUUGAGGAGCUGGUGGUGCAUUUCACUGAGGGGGAAUUGCUGUAUCCAGACCCAAGAGCUCUGCACGAGGAAGUGACGGUAGAGAGUUUCGGCAACAUGGCCUCCCUGGCAGGUGAUAGAAAGGACCAUGAGGACAAUAUGAGACUGUGUGGGCUAUUUUUGGAAGCGACCAAUGAUGAAGCAGCAGAAAAGGCCUCUGGGAAACAAAAUGGAUCAAAGAGGCGGGAGAUAAACCAAAGGGACUUCCAUGAAAUUCCAGCCCAGCAUGCAUAUUACAAAGGUGGUAGAAGAAAUAAGUCCCGUGUUUCUACAGAGACCAGCCGUAAACCAAGCUUUAAAAUAAAUCACAGGAUUCACACAGCAGAGAAAACAGACAGAUGCUUGGCAUAUGGAAAGGGCGUCAUUCAAAACACACAGUCCCCUUUGCAUCAAAGAGCCCAGAGAGCAGAGAAUGCUGGGAGUCAGGGUGGAUCAAAGGCACAGGAUGUUAACCAAACAAAGAAUAAGAGGAACACAUCUGAUGCUUGUCAGGGUGGGAACUUGCAUGACAUUCCAACUGAGGAAGAAAAAACAGAUGAAAAGAGGAGGAGUAAGUGCCAAAUAUGUGGAAAUACCUUCAGUCGUAAAUCAAGCCUUAAGAGACAUCAAAAUAUCCACACAAGAGAGAGACAAUACAAAUGUGGAGAUUGUGGUGGCAGCUUUCGUCAAAAAGCAGAACUUGUUAGACAUCAAUCAGUUGACACAGGAGAGAACCUAUAUAAGUGCUUGCAAGGUGGAAAGAGCUUCAGCAGUAUUGGAAAUCUUACUGUGCAUCAAAGAACCCACACAGGAGAGAAACGAUAUGAAUGCUUGGAAUGUGGAAAGAGCUUCAGAACAAGUAAAAAACGUACUGUGCAUCAAAGAACACACACUGGAGAAAAACCAUAUAUAUGCUUGGAGUGUGGAAAAGGCUUUUGUGUGAGUGCAGGGCUUAAGUCACAUACAAAGAUCCACACAGGGGAAAAAUCAUAUAAAUGCUUGGAAUGUGGAAAGAGCUUCAGUCACAGCUCAGGCCUCACUACACACCAAAGAAUCCACACAGGCGAAAAAUCAUAUAACUGCCUGGAAUGUGGAAAGAGCUUCAGUCUGCGCCAAAGCCUCACUUUACAUCAAAGAAUCCAUACAGGGGAGAAGCCAUAUCAAUGCUUGGAAUGUGGAAAGAUCUUCCGUUACAGCUCAAGUCUCACAUCACACCAAAGAAUUCACACAGGGGAAAAACCCUAUGAAUGUAAGGAGUGUGGAAAGAGCUUCAGUCAGGGUUCACAUCUGGUUUCACAUAAAAGGAUACACACAGGUGAUAAACCAUAUAAAUGUUUGGAGUGUGGAAAAGGCUUCACCCAGAGCUCACACCUUAAGGAGCAUAAGAGAAUGCAUACUGGGGAGAAACCGUAUAAAUGCUCAGAGUGUGGAAAGUGUUUCCGUUUGAGCAUAUGUCUUACUUUACAUCUAAGAACUCACACCAGAGAGAAACCAUAUAAAUGCUUUGAGUGUGGCAAGAGCUUCAGUCAGAGCUCAGCCCUUUCUACACAUGAAAAACUCCAUACAGGGAAGAAGCCAUACAAAUGCUUUGAGUGUGGCAAGAGCUUUUAUUGUAGCUCAGACCUUACUUCACAUCACAGAAUCCACACAGGAGAGAAACCAUAUAAAUGCUUUGAGUGUGGGAUGAGCUUCAGUCACAGCACAAGCCUAACUUCACACCAAAAGAUUCACUCAGGAGAGAAACCAUAGAAAUUCCUGGAGCGUGGCAAGAGCUUCUGGUGAGCUAUACACAUCUCUCAUCAAAGAAUGCACAACACAGAGACACUAUGCUCACCUAAUGGUAAAAGCUUUCACAAUGUAUCAAACCUUCCUAGGUAUCAGUGAAAGAGUCUACUGCACAUUUUAUUCUUUACUGUGACCUCUACAGGGAUGCCCGUUUAGAUUUUAUUUCACCUUUGUUGAAGUCUUUUCCUGGCCGCUCAGAUGACUUUUAUCUUGAUUUAUUAUUGUCUAAAUUUGAUAUUGUGAGUAGUAAUUGUGAGUACUAAUUCUAUAUUGCAUGCAAGUUGUGUAUUGCCAUUUUAUGAUGUCUCUUUUCUUUUUUGUUCUGGUCCUUUAUCGAAAUAAAAGCUGAUUGAUUGGUAUCAGUGAAUCUACAGAGAGAGUGUGAAACUGUAUUAAUGAUAUGUUAGGAAGAAAACAGUUAUUGCUGAAUUCACAAGGUGAACACUAAGGUCAUAUCUCUAUUUGUUGCAAUCCCUGCAUGAUAAGCUUGGUCUCAUUUAUUCUGCUGCUGUAUAUGUUGUUCUAUUAAUAACUCCAUAAAGGUGGCUAAAAAAUGUUCCAGUGCCAGCACUGGUUGAUUAGUAUAGAUGGAUUUGUGGUUUAGCAUUAUUAAUAAAAUUGACUUAUUAUGGAUUAUGGACGAGCUAAGGAGAAUAUAAAUGCAGACAAAUUUAAUUGUGUUUUAAUAGUUUUAACGUUUUAAAUUUUAUUUUUUGAAAUAUGUUAAUCUUUUUAUUGGUUGUUUUUAUUGUCUUGUAAACCACCCAGAGAACUUGCAUUUUGGGUGGUAUAAAAAUAUGCUAAAUAAAUUAAAAAAAUA
This is a messenger RNA of Hemicordylus capensis (graceful crag lizard), 4682 nucleotides long. Its product is annotated as zinc finger protein OZF-like. Gene Ontology annotation, molecular function: RNA polymerase II cis-regulatory region sequence-specific DNA binding; DNA-binding transcription repressor activity, RNA polymerase II-specific; DNA-binding transcription activator activity, RNA polymerase II-specific. The transcript is spliced from 3 exons. Gene Ontology annotation, cellular component: nucleus. Gene Ontology annotation, biological process: negative regulation of transcription by RNA polymerase II. The coding region runs from base 2054 to 3826 and encodes 590 amino acids. The record is from RefSeq and is a predicted model, not a curated record. Lineage: Eukaryota; Metazoa; Chordata; Lepidosauria; Squamata; Cordylidae.